CCUCCCCCGGGCCAACCCCACGCCAUUACUCCCGUCCAACGCUAGUCCAAGCUCCACACGAUUUCCCCAACCGGAGACUCGGACAGACAGGGUCGCCCAGAUCGGAGCAUAUGGCGGCGGCAGCGGGAGCGGCGACCCGGCCGGCGCUGGUGGUUGGUGCGCUCGUGGCGGCGCUGAUGAUGCUGUGCGCGGAGGCGGUGUGGCUCGACCUGCCGCCCACGGGGACCAAGUGCGUCUCCGAGGAGAUCCAGCCCAACGUGGUGGUGGUCGCGGACUACAUGCUCAUGUACGAGGCCCACGCCACCGCCCAUCCCACCGUCGCCGUCAAGGUUACCUCACCAUAUGGCAAUACUGUACAUCAGAAAGAAAAUGCCACAGUGGGCCAAUUUGCAUUUACAACUUCAGAAGCUGGAAACUACCUUGCUUGCUUCUGGCUAGACAGCGCAGAGAAAGGAUCAGGAGUAUCUCUGAAUCUUGAUUGGAAGAUAGGGAUUGCGACAAAGGACUGGGACUCUGUUGCCAAGAAGGAGAAAAUUGAGGGUGUUGAAUUAGAGCUCGCGAAACUUGAAGCUGCAGUGGAAUCCAUUCAUCAUAACUUAUUAUAUCUCAAAGCAAGGGAAGUGGAGAUGCGGGAAGUGAGUGAGAAAACAAAUUCUAGGGUUGCGUGGUUCAGCAUCUUGUCUCUGGGCGUGUGCGUUGUGGUCUCCGCUCUGCAGUUAUGGCAUUUGCAAGGCUUCUUCCAGAAGAAGAAGCUCAUCUGAGUUCACUCGUUUCACCAUGUACUCCUGUGUUGUUAACUACCUUAGCAAGAGGACAGUUUUGUCGUAUUUAUUUCGACAAACUCAUGUGGUGGACAAAAAAGUUCCCUGGUACAAGAUACAUGAUUUCAAUAGCAAGCAGUUCCUUGGUGGUUGGUGCUUGAUACAUGAUAUUAUGUGCAAUAGAAAUAUUUUCAAAUCUACUA
Triticum dicoccoides is the source of this 964-nucleotide messenger RNA. RefSeq names its product transmembrane emp24 domain-containing protein p24delta3-like. The record is from RefSeq and is a predicted model, not a curated record. The coding region runs from base 111 to 761 and encodes 216 amino acids. The transcript has 4 exons. Lineage: Eukaryota; Viridiplantae; Streptophyta; Magnoliopsida; Poales; Poaceae.